UUGUAUUCGACGACGACGAGAAAAAUAUGCCGGGAAAUUUGUAUUUUUCACUUCAGUCUGUAUCUGCCAUUUGUGGUGAUAUGAUCCUAACCAAAGUGUGUGUCCUUUAAGUUUAUUCAAUUGUUCUUUGCCGGUAAUUUCCGACAGAAUAUUUAAGCUGGUCCUUGCUAGAAUACAAUAAAGUCCUUGUGAACUAGCUCAGUGAAAUCGGAUAUCAAAUCUCCAAGGACUAAAAUUUCAUGCUCUUUAAGUCAGCAUGGGUGAGCGAUUACGUGGCCGUGACGCCCGUAACAAUUCCAACAAGUGUUAUGCCGCCUUCUUCGAAGAAGGGGAUGACGACCCUCACCAUAACUCAGCUAAAACGGCGAAAAUGAAAAUUUCAAGAAGCCCGCCAAAAAAGCGGGAAUCCCCUAAGAAGAGGAGCAAGAGAGCCGCACUAACGACAGUUCAGAAUUCCUUGGAGUUGGGGGUGGCAGUACAUGUGCCGGUGGAUGGUGGUAGUGAUGUUUUAACAAAACAACCGGUGGAAACUUCGUCGGCUUUCGUCGCCAACGUUACUCCUUCAUACAGCCCAAAAGAGUGUGAUCAAAGAACAACGAAGAUGGGGGAAGGACAGUGCGUUGAGGUAUGUGUGGAAGGAAAGAAGGAAGUCGAUGAGGGGGUGGAAGUGGAAGUGAGAGAGCUGAAUGGAGAAGAAAAUAAAACUGAGCACGUGGUUGUUUCUGACGACGACGAAGAAGACAUGAAAAGUGAAAGUUUAAAAAGUAAUAACAACAACAAACGGAAGUUCUCGGCAAGUUCUGAACUUAAUAGUCUUCAGCUUGUGGAACAUUUGGAGGAAGCGAAUGGAGGAGAUGAGGAUAUUAAGAAACUUAAACUUAAUUCGGUUAAGGAUCAAAUGUUUGAGAUUUUCCAACCAUGGGCUCUUAAAACCUACGGAGAUCAAGCCAAAACCAAAACCAUUACGCGACGAAAAAAGAACCGAAUCCUGAAAGCACUUGACGGCAAGGAACAAAACAAUCCUGACAGUUCGAAAUUUCGAUUUUGGGUGAAAUCAAAAGGCUUUACGGUACAACGACCGCAAAACUUUUUUGGAUACUCAUCACCCGGAGAAGUAACAUCAGAAAAAGGAGCAGCGAUAUAUAAGCUAGCAACUGCAGUGGGAGCAUUACAAGGACAGGCUUCGACUGUACAGGAAAUGGACACACAAAAGGAUCAUAUCGAUUUAUAUGUGGCUUCAACUGUUAAGGACUUUGGUGAAAGAGUGUAUAGAAAGGUGGCUGUUGUUGAGGAAUUUUUUGAAAUAAUCUACAACGUUCACGUUGAGCGUGGUGGGCGUAAUGGUCGACAUGCCGGUCAGAAGCGUACUUAUCGCAUUAUAACCGAAACGUACGCCUUCCUGCCACGUGAAGCAGUCACAAAAUUUCUAACCAGUUGUCCGACAUGCAAGAAAAAUCUUCGACCAUUUUCACCGAGUCGUUUUGACGAUACUUUCACCGAAAGUUCUUCAGAAUAUGAAGCUCUUAAUUAUUCAUCACAGAAUGAAAGUUCUGUAGAUAGUCUGCAAUUAGGACCAAUUCGAUCGGUUCGUCGCAAGGCGGAGGGCAAGGCCUCACCGCUUGUUACGAACUCCUAUAGUGAAUGCGUAGAUAUGGCUACUCCAGAAACGAAAUGUGAUAGGAAAAGAUACAAUGAGGCUGUUUUUAACUUCGAUAAAAAUUCUUCAAAGAUUGAGGAACCAACGAAAUUCGAUGAUAAGUUUAAAUUAGGGCAAGAUUUUUUGAGUAGUGAGAAAUUUAGUUUUUUAGAGCGUCCGAAAGUCGGGGAAGGGUACCCUUUUUCAGAAAGAUUUAAUAUGAAUAAUUUGUUGAGACCCGAAUUUUUACAUAAGGGCAUGAUAGGUUUGCAUGGACUUUUUAUGAGAAAUGAACAACUGAAUAUCGACAGUAAAUUCCAUGCCAAUGAAAAAUGGAAUCAAAUGCAUUAUCCAUUGUCACCGAACUACUACCAAUAUUUCGGAAAGCCCCCCAGGACUCCAUGCAACUCUCCUGUGGGGCACAGAGAGCGUAUAUGUGAUAAAAUUCCUGCCGGAACUCCAAAUAACGAAAAUUUAGAUUCGUCCAUUGAUUUGACAAUAAACCAAGCGAGUAGCAUAAACAUAAAUAUUGGUAGCAGUCCGGAUGCCAAGAGUCAAUCUUCUGGAUCAACAAAAAAGCUAAAAUUAGACCACGCCGACGAAGUCUGUUUCAACACUGUGGACGUUUCCAUAAACAUGUUGAAUUCAAGCAAUGAAUUGAAAAUCUCGUGCAAAACAACACCGCCUAAGAAAAGAUACAAUGCAUUUAGGGAUAAGGAAUCUAAUCCUCUUUCUACACUAUCUGCUACGUACUCAAAUACUACGACGGGAGAUAGUGUGAUUGGGGAUGAAAAUUGUGCAAUGAAUUUGAGUAAGACAUUUAGAAGUGAAUUAAGUGAAAUGAAGCCAGCUGCGAUGAAGAUGGCACCGACAGGAUCAACGGUAACAGCUGAGCCUUUUCAAGUUGAUUUGAGUAAGGUUAAACCUAUUACGUCGACAUAUUUGCGGAUGACUCGAAGCUUUGGACUUAGCGAUGAGGAUGCUUUGCGAAUAGAUGAUUUGGAAACACUUCCAACCCCGGGCACUGAUCCAACUCUUCCGGAAACAAAUCCCGAAGAAGCAUACGCCGGCCUUAUGAAAGAUGCUGACAAACUGAAAUUGAUGCUUCUGGCUUGGAAUUACCAAAAUUCAAAUGCCAUCCGGAAUGGAGCAGAAGCUCCAGAUCUGGGGGUUGUCGGAGGUCUUUGGGCACAAUAUCAGAAUGCAUUGGCUCUAAAUGCCAAACAACCGUCAGUUUCUCCAAUCAAUCGAACAGAACAACCAUCACCGAUUGAAAACCAGGACGAAACCAAUUCGUCAGGACAAAAAGAUGAAGAUGACGGAUCAGAAGAUGAUUCUGAUGAUAAACUUGAUCAGAAUGCUCAUGAUCCGGAAAGGCUUAAGGCGUUUAAUAUGUUUGUUCGUUUGUUUGUCGAUGAAAAUUUGGACAGGAUGAUACCGAUUUCGAAACAACCCAAAGAAAAAAUCCAGGCUAUAAUAGAUUCUUGCGCUCGCCAGUUUCCGGAAUUUUGUGAACGUUCGAGGAAGCGUAUUCGAACUUAUCUAAAAUCGUGCAGACGGAAUAAGAAAGCAAGAGAGGGAUGGGAUAAUGCUUCACGUCCGACUCCAGCUCACCUAACAUCAGUUCAAGCCGAACAGAUCCUGGCAAUGGCUUGCGAAAAUGAAAGUCUUAAUGCUAAGCGAAUGCGAAUCGGAUUAGACCCCAUAAGUCAAUCUCUUCCACUUACUAGUAAUAGUACAGUUACCACAGAUGUCGUUGCACCAUCCAUUACCUAUCCUGGAUUCCGUGCCACGCCAAGCACAACAGCGGUCAGUACAUCUGAACUGGACGCAGCACAACCUUCAACUACAACACAAACAGUAUCUUCAGCACGUAGUUCUCCCAUUAGCUUGACAACGAAUCUCCCUGCACCCGCUGAUUCAAAGCCAAAUACCCCAGCAGUUAAUGGUACGGUGACAAGCCAGAUUGCUAGUCCUUUGUAUCGUCCAACUGAAUUCACAUCGCCAACAUCAACUUCAUCACCAUAUACUUCGUCAACCCGACCGACCGCUGCAUACCCAGUUUUCUUUCCAGCUUCAAACAAUGUUAAUGCUACUCCCACUGAUCUGUCAAUGAAGCAACAUACUCCUACAACAACGCAACCAUGCAACCAGCAACUACCAACCCUACCGGUUAAUACAGGAGCACCUGUACCAGCAUCUGGUCGCCCGCCUCUUCUGUCACACAAGCUGAACCCGAACGAGAUGAGUGCAGUUCGUCAGCUCAUCACGGGCUAUAGGGAGAGUGCGGCAUUUCUGCUGAGAUCAGCAGACGAACUGGAACAAUUACUUCUUCAGCAGCAGUAAGGGAAACAAAAUGGUGCGAAAUACUCAUAAAUUACUACGCAUAAACAUAACUAUUUCGACUACAGGGCGAGAGAGCGUUUCAGAAGUUGAACUGUCAACUUAGUGCACAGAAACAAGUUCUUCUUUUCAAAACUAUUUUUUUUUUUCGUUGAAAAAGUUUACGUGGUUGCAUUGCAGUUUGUCUGGUACGCAUGCUUCUAGAUUUUUAGUAUAUUUUUCAAAUCCUUUUUCUCGCGAUUAAUUCAGCGGACUGGAAACGUAAAAGUAAGUAAACUACAAUUCUGGUAAAUACAAAUGUGAUAUUCAACUGAUUUUUUUGGCACAAAAAUAUUUCUUGGAUUUUUACAUUACUCAUUGUCAAAAGAGAACUAUUUCCUGGUAUUUUUAAAAAAGAAAUAAAACUGAUUUAAUUUUGAAUUAUUACUAAAAUUAUUUCCAGUAACUUACUUCCAAUUAUGAUAUAGAAUAGUAACCAUUAAUGGAGCUAGUUGAACAAUAGUUAGUGAAUAAAGGCAGGCUCAUUUUUAAUCUUUAAAAAAGGUUCUCCAAACCAUUGCACAAGCUUUCAUAACAAGGUGUCAAUCAAAUUUUCAGAAACUAUCCCAUUUUCAAAAUUUAUGUUUAAUUUCAGUCAAUUUCUUUCUAUGGAAAAGUAGAUAUUUUUUAAUUAAAUAAAUUAAAAAUAAUAAAACUCCGAAAUGUCAGAACAGGGUGAUAUAUUAAAACUUUGAGUAAAAAUGACUUUUACUGUUCAUUGUGAUUUAGUUUUAUAAUUUUGUCUUUUAAUUUAAAAAUUUUGAUGCUUUAGAAUAAUUUAAUUUUGAAAAUAAUCAGAUUUUUAUUUAUAAUUUCUUUAAAUAUAUUUCUUUCUUUCAGUCUAAUUUAUAAUUUAAUCCAUUCAAACUAGUAUAUACUAAAACAAACUUAUUUACUAAGAAUAAAACUACAAACGGGUGAUUCUCACAAGAAAAUUGAAUAUGAAAUAUUUGUUACUAUUGAAUUUAUAAAUAUUUAAUGAAAUUAAAUUACAUAAACUUUCUAUAUAUAAAUAUAUAUUUUCUAAUCUCGAUAGGUAUGUGUAUGUACUAAUUGUAAUAUUUCACUUUGUUUAGAAAUAAUAUUAAAGAAAACUACAUUCUUUUAGCUUUCUUAGGAAUCUUUUGUCGUUUCUUUAAGAACUCCCUAAAUAGAUGCCAUAAUAUAAACGUAAAUAAAGAUAAAUGUAAAAUACUUUACUUGAAAGUUCAUGAGAAAGUAAACUAAGAAAAUCGUAUUUAAAAAUUAAGAUAAAAAUUUGAAAUCAGGGCACGAUUAUAAAUUUUUAGAUUGUAGAAGUACUAAUAUAACAAAAGAAAGCUUUCGUUUAGUAAUAAAAAGUAACAAUUAAAGAAACCGAUUUUAUUUAUUAUUAUUUAUGUAUCUACGUUGUUUACCUUAACUUCUGGUGAAUACUAAAAAUGAAGUAUAGUUUUAAACAUUGAAAAUUAUAAUCAAAAUAAUAUAUAAUAAAUAAUGAAUGAAUAAA
Molecule: messenger RNA, 5507 nt
Organism: Hermetia illucens (black soldier fly)
Lineage: Eukaryota; Metazoa; Arthropoda; Insecta; Diptera; Stratiomyidae
Exons: 9
Coding region: 257-3982 (1241 amino acids)
Source: RefSeq, a predicted model, not a curated record